UUUUCGGCCAGAACCGCCAUCUUCCAGUAAUUCGCCAAAAUGACCAACACAAAGGGAAAGAGGAGGGGCACCCGCUACAUGUUCUCUAGGUCUUUUAAAAAACACGAAGUUGUUCCUUUGGCCACAUACAUGCAAAUCUACAAGAAAGGUGAUCCUGUAGAUAUCAAGGGAAUGGGCACUGUUCAAAAAGGAAUGCCCCACAAAUGUUACCAUGGCAAAACUGGGACAGUCUACAAUGUUACUCAGAAUGCUGUUGGCAUCAUUGUAAACAAACAAGUUAAGGGCAAGAUUCUUGCCACCAGAGAAGCACACUUUGUGAGAACCAAUGGAAAGGAGUCUGAACUGUUGGAGCCCAUUCCCUAUGAAUUCAUGGCAUGA
Physeter macrocephalus (sperm whale) is the source of this 378-nucleotide messenger RNA. Its product is annotated as 60S ribosomal protein L21. Lineage: Eukaryota; Metazoa; Chordata; Mammalia; Artiodactyla; Physeteridae. Gene Ontology annotation, molecular function: structural constituent of ribosome. Gene Ontology annotation, biological process: translation. The coding region runs from base 40 to 378 and encodes 112 amino acids. Gene Ontology annotation, cellular component: ribosome; cytosolic large ribosomal subunit. The transcript has a single exon. The record is from RefSeq and is a predicted model, not a curated record.